AUGGGCCGGCGCCUUCUCUGCUGUCUGUGGCUUCUCGGGGUGCUGGCGGGGCUCCCUGCCACCCCCGUGCCCGGGCGCUGUCCCGAGAAGCACUACUGGGCUGGGGACAGCUUGUGCUGUCCCAUGUGUGAGCCAGGCACGUUCCUGGUGAAGGAUUGUGUCGGGCCUGGGAGGACCCCGAAAUGCAGCCCCUGCGUGCCCGGGCGCUCCUUCAACCCGCGUCACCACCACAGGCCACACUGCGAGAGCUGCCGGCUCUGCCACUCGGGGCUUCUCCUUCGCAACUGCACCCUCACAGCCAACACAGAGUGUGCCUGCCCCCACGGGCUGCAGUGCAGGGAUGAGACAUGUUCGGAGUGUGACCCUCCUCCCCCACCCCUGCUGCCCACCCGACCAUCUCAGACUCCAGCCCAGAACCUACAAACCCACCGCUGGCCCGAGGCCAAAAACACACCAGAGGCCAGGAUGCCCCUGGAGAUGGUGCAGAGUCCCGCCAACGCCAGACAGCAGGAAUCCGGGGGACCCUGGCUGGAUGUCAUCAGAGCGGCUCCUGAGAUUAGGGCCCCCAGGUCGCUGUGCAGCUCCGACUGUAUCCGCAUCUUUGUGGUCUUCUCUGGAAUGUUCCUGGCUUGCACCCUGGUCGGCGCCCUGUUCUGCCAUCAACGAAGACAAUCUGGGCGAAGCAAAGAAGGGCAUCCCGAGGGGCCUGCGGAGCCGGGUCCUCACUGCUGCCCCCGGGAAGAGGAGGGCAGCGCCUUCCUCCCUAUCCAGGAGGAUUACCGCAAACCCGAGCCCGCGUCCGAAACCUGA
Messenger RNA from Sorex fumeus (smoky shrew), 810 nucleotides. RefSeq names its product CD27 molecule (gene CD27). The record is from RefSeq and is a predicted model, not a curated record. NCBI's taxonomy places the organism in Eukaryota, Metazoa, Chordata, Mammalia, Eulipotyphla, Soricidae. Gene Ontology annotation, cellular component: external side of plasma membrane. The transcript is spliced from 6 exons. Bases 1 to 810 code for a protein of 269 amino acids. Gene Ontology annotation, molecular function: protein binding; transmembrane signaling receptor activity. Gene Ontology annotation, biological process: positive regulation of B cell differentiation; negative regulation of apoptotic process; positive regulation of T cell differentiation.